AACUGUCAACUCGCUGGAGAAGGGUGAUAACUCAAAGCUUUCAAAAACCUUCACUUAUUCCAAUAGUCAAUUUUACAAGAUUUCUUGUUUAUUUUCACUGACAUUAACAGAGGCCCACUCACUUCAUAUCCCUUAAUUUCCUGCUUAUAUAGGUCACAUUGUUUUGGGAAAUAUAAUUAAUCAGUUUUGGUGGACAGAAGUGUGUGAUUAUCCAACAGGGAGGUCUCCCCAUUGUGGAAUUGUGAUGCCUUUUAGGCAAUCAACAAUGAAUAAUGACCCUAAUGGAAACUAAGGUGUAGUCGCAUGACAUGCUCUCGUGUAGGUUCGAAGCUACUUCAUGUGUCUGUUAUUGCUCUAGAAAGAAACCAGCUUCAAAAAAAAAUUUUUUUUUUGGUAGAUUUCAAAGUCUGGCAAAGGGUGUAGUGUUUUAAUUUAACAGCAGGAUGUGCUAAGCACCAAGUGCAUGAGGACAAUAUUCUGUUAAUAACUCCUGUAGUGGCAAAAUGUGAAGAAAAUGACUGAAAAUGAUGAAAAAUUUUCAUUUUAGGCACAAGUUGUCUUCUUUAUUGUUUUCUGCCUAAAGGCCUAUGAAGAAAUUUAAGGCAGUUGAAAUUUAUGUUUUUGCAAAGCCACAAGAAUGAAGGCAAUGCAUGUUGCUUCCCACAAAAUGAUUUAAAAAAAAAAAAAAAACCUGCAUAGUUUCCUUGAGCCUAAAUUAAUUUGUUUAAGCCACCUUGACUUAGCAGGAAGAUUUCUCCCCUUGUAGCAUUUCAACACAUGCAAGUAACCAGCAAUGCAUGCUGUGAAGGAACAUUUCCCAGCCCUUCCUUGCAAUAAUUCAAUACAUAUCACUGUCUACUGUGUGGAGACAGACACUUUGGCAAAUUCUGCAUGUGUAGAUUUUUCGAAGUUGAUAUUGGGAUGUAGUGUGUUCACUCUGGUCAUAUGAAGAGAGGAUAUAGAAAGUAAGGGCUAGAUGUAGGCCAUCUGUGGCUGUGCUCACAUGGUUGAGGUAAAGAGUGGAUAUAAAGUCAUUCGAAAUUUGGCCAAUAGCGACCGCUUUUAUUGAAAGGCGGGCCUCUAUGAUGCCAAUGGUGAGUUGACAGGGUUCAAGGACCAGGCACAGCCCAAACAGCCUAUUCAUUUUGUGGCUGUCCCGAUUAGUUCUCCAAACAAGUUCCUCGUGUCAAAUUCACAGCCUACAAUCCUGCCCAAGACUACAACAGUACAAUCUCCAAUGAUUUUAAGCAGUUCUCCGUCUCAGCGCCUCACUCUCCCCCAGAUUAUAUCCAGCAAUGCGCGGGGCACUAAUGUUCCCAUGAUGCUCGACUCGCCGGGAAUUCUGGGAGCAAUCAGAAAGCGGGGAGGUGAUAUUGAAAUAGACUUUGGUGACAGUAAAAGAAGGAAAGGAGAGAAAGGCGGCAAGGGGCUACGUCAUUUCUCCAUGAAGGUGUGUGAGAAGGUCCAGAAGAAGGGGGUGACAUCGUACAACGAGGUGGCAGACGAACUGGUGGCGGAGUUCAGUGACCCCAGACAUAUGACCCCCACAGAUCAGCAAUACGAUCAGAAGAACAUCCGAAGGCGCGUGUAUGAUGCGCUGAACGUGUUGAUGGCCAUGAACAUCAUAUCUAAAGAGAAGAAAGAGAUCAGGUGGAUAGGCCUGCCCACAAAUUCCGCACAAGAGUGUCAAAAUCUAGAGUUAGAGAAACAGAGGCGGUUGGAAAGGAUACGGCACAAAACUCAACAGUUACAGGAACUCAUUUUACAGCAAAUAGCAUUCAAGAACCUGGUAAACAGAAAUCGUGAUCUUGAAAAAACCCAAGGUCCGCCAACUGCUAAUUCGGCCAUUCAGCUUCCUUUUAUCAUAGUGAACACAAGCAAAAAGACUGUCAUAGACUGCAGCAUAUCAAACGACAAGUAUGAAUAUUUAUUCAAUUUUGACAACACAUUUGAGAUUCAUGACGACAUCGAAGUCCUCAAAAGAAUGGGGAUGGCAUUCGGGUUGGAGAAGAGUAGUAUAUCAGACGAGCAUCUCAGUAAAGCCAUGAAAAUGGUCCCAAAGUCUUUAGAACCAUAUGUCCUACAACUGGCCAAUGUCCCUGGCGUGGCUGGGCCCAGUGGUAUUAAAGUGGAGGCGUCUGCAGCAGCAAGUCUGACCAAUCAGCCAUACUUCCUCACUUCCGGAGACAGCACGGAUGCAGAAGUUGCCCUGGCAACCAGUCACAUGUCCCGCCAGUCCAGCCUCGGCUCUUAUUCAGACUUGGCGCCAUCUAGAGGGGCCACGGAGACUCCGUCGGAAUGCUUCUCGGACGAUGACGAGGAUGAGUCUGAGCGAUCAAGCCCGGUGGAUAUCAACUGAUGGCGGACGUGGUGAUACAAGGACAUGUAUACUUGAUAUACUUAAUUCACAGCAGUCGUUUGUUCACGGGUUUCUCACAACAACAGCAGUGGUGGUGUUUUUGUCACUGUUGAUUUGCGGUGGUGACGACGACGACAGCGGAGUGAGAGCAUAGAAGUGACUGUUGACAUUGCAGAGAUAAAGGCAGCAGAUUGAAUUUUUGAAAGGAAUUAAAAAAAAGAAACUAUUUAAGAUUUUAUAAAGAUUGCUGUUCAGUACAGAAUACAAAUCUUACACUAUGAAGAUAACGGGAAACAGGAAAAAGCAUUUACUGUGAAUUAUUAUUUUAAGUGAAUGUUGUUUAUUACAGUAAAAGCACAAACAAAAGAACGAGCUAGAAAAAAAAAAAGAAGUGGGAAAACUCACAGUUUCUAACCAUUAUGACUGUACAUUAUAUGUGUCAGCUGGUGGUACUUUAACAAGAGAGAAAACAAAGCCUCAGAGCCAUAUAACAUAACUUGUAGUGCAGGACACGUGCAACAUGGGUCUUUUGUAUGUAUACAUAUUAUUUUAUAGACUGACUUAGGCCACCUGCUCUAUAACUACUAUUAUUUCUAUUAUAUACACGUGUGCAUGUUAUGUAUAGAUUCUUAAUAUCACAUUUGCCCUAUCGCCCUUGUUUAAAUUUUCUCACUCCAUCCCUCCAUCCUUUUCCCUGUAAAUCUUCCCUCUUGUAAAAAUUUGACAUUUCCUUUUGUAUCCAAUCCAAUAUGAAAAUUUACUGUCCUCUUUUCCUACCGUAACCUCUGCUAAGUAAAUUGCCAGUUUUGAAUUGUGAAAGAUGAUGAAAAGAAAUUGAUUUGGCAGCGUUAAGAGAAAUUUAAAAAUGACUGUGUGAGAAGUGAAGAUUGUCAUGGAAAUUAUUUCAAACAAAAAUUUUUAGAACAAGACAAAAAGGACUUAAUUGAGGUAUGGGGAAAAGGUAGCUUUGUCCAUAAUACAAGCUUUGAACCCGGUGCUUGUUUGCUUUCGACCUAAGUUUAAAAAAUGUGAUGCUGUACCAAAUAUUAAAAACGGUAAUUCACAACCAGUAUUUUAUAUACACUUAGUAAUUCUUACCAGGUAAGUGGGAAAAUGUUAAAUAAUGAGUUAAAGUGAAGAAGACAUUGGCUGACAAAAUAGUUCAAUUAUACAUUGGUGUUGAACACGGAAGGGCUUAUUGAAUUUGUAUCAAAUUGUGUUUAGCUUUUAGUCGUGUAUUUUGAUGUGAUUUCUAUUUAUUAUUGCCUAGUGUUUAUUUUUCCUUCUGAUGGAUGAAAUUUGAGGUUUGAGGCUUGUAUUAAUAAAAUUAGGUGAGAGCAGCACAUGUACCUUUAGGGUUGAUGAAGCUCAAAGGAAAUCUGGCCUUCCUUGACAAUAUUCAUUUAUGCUUGAAGUUAACUUGGAUUUGUUGUCAUAAGAUGAAAUUAAGAAUGCUGAUUUGGCAUUAAUUCAGUUGAUAAAUUGAUUUUGGUGAAACUAUUAUAAAGGGAGGCUAAAAUUUUUACAUAUAUUUAUUAUAAUUAAUCAUUCUUUUUGACUAUUUUGGGGACAUUCUUUAAUUGACUUGAAGUUAAAGAUUUCAUAUCAAAGAAUGGUGAAGUACGUGUUUAGUGAAGAGGCUUCAUUGACUCCCCAUAGUAUAUGUUUUUGUGUCGUUUCUUUUAUUAAGUACAUAAUGUUCAGAAAAGGAAAGUACAAGUUGUGCGUUCAGUGUUCUGAAGCACAGUGUUUCAUUUUAUCCAUUGAGAUUGCUAUGAAGCGAAGAGCAUUUUACAUCUUUUAACCAACUUGGUCUUCAUAAAAUGUGUGCAGUUGAUUACCAUGUACGGGUUCAAAUCACAUAUUUUGUCAUGUGCAUGUGAGAGUGACCAAUACAAGCACGCGGAAUCGAAUUCUCACAGGGCGUUUCGUGCUGAUAGUGUUCUUAUAAGAGAGUUUGAAUGUUAUAGAGCAUGACUGGUGGAAAAUGAGGUUACUUCAUUUCCAUUAUUAUAAAUAAGUUGAGGUAUAGUUAAGAUGACAUAGUAAGUGAUCUGUAAAUUUGACCUUAUUUUUCUAAUUUAAUAACGGGGUCUUCAACCAUGGCUUGUAAGCUCUGAUACAGAAUUUUUUUCGGCCCAUCUCAGUCUGUUAUGUGAAUAUUAGAGUUGUUUCUCUCAUUGCCUUUUAAUUAGUGACAAAUGUGAAUUGUAUUGCCUCCUAAAUUAAAGAACCAUUUAUAUGGAAAAGCAUUGUUACUAUUACUGAAUAACAAAAAUUGUGUCAUGUUAGUGAGGUCAAACAUUGUAUAGCAAAUGUUGUGGUGCAUUGUUGUUUGGCAUACAGGACUUGUCAAGUGCUUUUUGGAUGCACAUUCUCAAGGUUUAUUCUGUGUUGCUUUUGCAUAAUGCCUGCUCAGCUCGGGGGAGUACUUUAGACCAAAAUGGCCACUACACACAACACCUAACUACCAGUUCAAAAUGCCUCAAGGUUCAUAUAAUUUGUUAGGAAUCUUGGUGAUGUGGUAGAUAACCAUGAUAGUGCAAGUUUGUACCAUGACAGCUAAGGUAAAAAUAUUAUGAUGCGAGCUGAAACUGUUAUGAUGUGAAUUACAACCACGAUGAUGAGUUGAAAAUGUUAUAAUGAGAAUCUAACAACCAUGAAGUAAAGAAGGCAUGCUGUGGAGUCAGAAUCUUCAUGAUAGUGAAUUACUCAUGAUGUAGGUUUGACAUUGUUUGUUUGUUAGAGUCGUAAUAUGUGAGAACUAUGGUGGCAUGGGAAUGACAUAUUAAUCAUCUGAAGUGAAACCUUGGUGUGUGGUUUGAAGGCUAUCUUGGUCUACAGCAGUCCUCCCCUGAGCGCCUUAUUCCAACAGUUUUCACAUUUACUCUUCUGGGCAGAAUCAUCUCACUUAUUUUAUUGUGAAUAUUUAAUUGGCAUUGCUAUUAUUAUUAUAAUAAUUAAAUUAUCAAAAUUUUAUUUUAAUUGUACAGCAGUGAAUGUAAACCAGACCUAGUGUGUUUAACAUGGGUAUGGUUAUAUUAGGUAGCAGUGAGGCUACUGGAUUUUUAUCACAUUAAUGGUGACCAUUUUUUUUUUUUUUUUUUUUUUUGUAAUAUAGUAAAAAAAAAGUUUGAAAUGAAUUAAAUGUGUGGGGUUUUUCAUGCCUACAGUCAGGGAGGCCAAGGUGAUGAUGAUUAUAAUAUUUGAAAGAGGCAUCUUCAUUUCCUGGUUAUCUGAAAAAAAUUUUGGUUUCUUCUGUGAAACGAGUAAAAUACUGGAAGGGAAUGUAUCUGUAUUUCUUUGCCAUUGUUCAGGAAGAAGACGGCAGUGAUGAUGAUAAUUAUAACGAACAUCAAUUAAUACUUGAUUGAUGACUGUUUUGUGUAAGGGAAGAUGCCUGCUUGCAUUCAACACAUACAGAUUGGCUGUAUCUGGUGUUGAACAUUUGUGUACAGUAGUAGAAGAUUGGAAUAAACUCAGUCGAGAUAUUAUCUUUUG
Molecule: messenger RNA, 5860 nt
Organism: Lingula anatina
Lineage: Eukaryota; Metazoa; Brachiopoda; Lingulata; Lingulida; Lingulidae
Product: transcription factor Dp-1-like
Biological process (GO): regulation of cell cycle; regulation of transcription by RNA polymerase II
Cellular component (GO): nucleus; transcription regulator complex
Molecular function (GO): DNA-binding transcription factor activity, RNA polymerase II-specific; RNA polymerase II transcription regulatory region sequence-specific DNA binding
Source: RefSeq, a predicted model, not a curated record